CCAUCUUUCACUUUACCAACUCUCCUCCUCCUGAAGCUACUGCAAGAAGCUUUCAUGGAGAUGGGAUUGCUCUAUCGGUACAGAAGAAUCUAGCUGUUUAUCCAUCGUUUUCUUCGUCAUGGGAUUGGAGGAACUUGGCAUCUUAAUAAAGUUAUCAUAAAGUGAGGCCUCUUUUCUGGUGGUUGUGUACGGAUUCUCUUUUUUACAGGUAUGGAUUUUGACGACGGACCUGAGAAGCAAGAAGAUGAAGUUAGUACUAUAAAAAUCUCAAAUGGGUUUUCUAUUUCUCGAGCUACCUUGGCUUCUAUGGAGUCCUUGUCUCUGCCAAUAGUUCAGGAGGUUGUUGUUUUUGCUGAUAUGCAAUGUAAGAACUGCCAGAAGAGAGUUUCUGACAUUAUCACCAAAAUGAACGAGACAGAAUCAUUGGAAGUGAACGUGUUGGAAAAGAAGGUGACUCUUACUUUCAGAUUGCCCACUGUUGCUGAAGUGAUGCGCCACCGCCAAUUAGCUCCGAUCACUCGCUCCCCUUUCCCUAAAGCUGCCCUUAUCAAACGCUUAUUUCGCUCUCUUCACGUCCUUCACUAGUUCUUAUCUGGAUCUGAAUUGUUCAUCUCGGAUCUGGAUCCGACUCUUGUUAUUAUCUCAAGAUUACGGGUCAUUUUUACUUGAAAAGUAUUUACGAAGAAGUUGUGGGUAUUUGAAAAUUUUUGUUGUCUCAACGUUGUUUUGAAAAUGUUUUCUUUAACACCUAUGAGGUUAUAUGGAGUCAUAAAAAUUUUUUCGAAUACUCACAGUCCUACUAUAAAUACUUUUAGCACAAAAAUGACUCUUAAGCUUUUGAUCAUAUCAAUAUUUUACAUGAUUUUGCCUUGUAUAGAAUAAGUGCUUGAAGAAAAAUGUAAAAUCUCUCUUUUUCAUGUAAUUUUUUUUUCAACUUUUAAGGCCUUUUACAUUUUUUUUUCUGGCAGAAAAAUUAAAGUGAACAGUGGCAAAUCACACAAGGGGAAGAAAAAAAAGGCAUUUCUUUAGUUUUUUAUCCAUCAUAUCGUUGUGAUUCCCUACCCUCCCACAAUCACGCUCUCUAGUGGUGGGAUUAGAAUUAUGAGGUCUACUAAGUGAAUGGACCCAAGUGUUCUAAUGAUUCAGGAAUCUUUCAUAUUCUCGGUUUUCUUAAUCUUUUUUUAUGUCUUACAAUUUUUUGAUGUGGAACAUUAGUUUCAGAAUCUUUUGACGUUAGAGAUCCUAAUCAAGUCUCGCGGCUUUAUUAA
Neltuma alba is the source of this 1268-nucleotide messenger RNA. RefSeq lists its product as uncharacterized. Lineage: Eukaryota; Viridiplantae; Streptophyta; Magnoliopsida; Fabales; Fabaceae. The coding region runs from base 211 to 585 and encodes 124 amino acids. Gene Ontology annotation, molecular function: metal ion binding. The record is from RefSeq and is a predicted model, not a curated record. The transcript is spliced from 3 exons.